This is a messenger RNA of Exophiala mesophila, 1127 nucleotides long. RefSeq lists its product as uncharacterized. The transcript has 2 exons. The coding region runs from base 222 to 974 and encodes 250 amino acids. Lineage: Eukaryota; Fungi; Ascomycota; Eurotiomycetes; Chaetothyriales; Herpotrichiellaceae. The record is from RefSeq and is a predicted model, not a curated record.
GGGGAACCAGUCGUUGAUGGGUUGAGUCAGUCGUAGUACCAUUUAAGAAGUGACCUAACCGGAGAUCUGCUCAGGUUUCACACAGACAAGAAGACCAUAUAUACGCCCUCGGCUGGAAUCUGGCAUCUAUUAAAUUCACACUCUAUCACCCCUCUGACGUUUCUCAGUUUCAACUAAGAACGCUGAUUUAAGGAUAAGCUGAUCAAUCAUCAUUCGCAACCAUGGUCGGACGCCUUGAAGGAAAGAUUGCCAUCGUAACAGGUGGUGGUAGCGGUUUUGGUACCGGCAUCGCAGAAAAGCUGGUUCAAGAAGGAGCUAAAGUCCUCAUCAGUGAUCUCAACAAAGACAGCGCUGCCAAAGUUGCCCAAUCCAUCGGGUGUGAGUAUCUCGUGGCCAAUGCCACCAAACGCUCCGACUGGGAAGCAUUGCUCAAAAAGUCCAUCGACACCUUUGGCGGAUUAGACAUUGUUGUUAACAAUGCCGGCACAACUUACCACAACAAACCAACAGAGACUGUAACGGAGCAAGACUACGAUUUGGUCUUUGACGUCAAUGUCAAGAGUAUCUAUCUCUCUACCAAUGUCCUGUUGCCUUACUUUUUGGACAACAAAAAACCUGGUGUCUUCAUCCAGAUCGCCUCCACUGCCGGCAUCAGGCCCAGACCCGGCUUGUGCUGGUACAACGCCUCCAAGGCCGCCGUCAGUGUCGCUACCAAAUCUAUGGCUGUCGAGUAUGGACCCAAGCAGAUCAGAUUCAAUUCUGUUUGCCCAGUAGUUGGCAGCACUGCACUGACCCAUCUGUUCAUCGGCAAGCCAGAUACCGAGGAGAAUCGCGCUGGCUUCGUCUCUACCAUUCCACUCGGACGUCCGAGUACACCCAGAGAUAUUGCCAAUGCAGUCACCUAUCUCGCUAGCGAUGAAGCCGACUUCAUCACUGGAGUAAACUUGGAAGUGGACGGAGGAAGAUGUGUCUAGGUGGAAGCUUUCAACUAGCCUCAACAACUAGGACAUGCAGUCGCUUGUAGUGAUCCUCAUCCUGUUUAAAACCAAAAGCAUCUGGUGUCGAGGCACGUGGGAAUCUUGCGAGAAAGAAUAGCGUCAGACAAAUUAUUAUUGACCAAAAGUAGC